AUGUCAAACUUGUCGAAGCUUGAGUUUGUGAUACUUGACAUCUCCGAAAAAAAUUACUUGUCAUGGGUUGUCGACGCUAAGAUUCACCUAGCUGCUAAGGGUCUUAGUGCUAAUAUUAUCCCGAAUAAUGCAGCGUCGAGUCAGGAAAAGGCCAAGGCUAUGAUUUUCCUUCUUCAUCGUCUGGAUGAAGGACUGAAGGUUGAAUACCUUACGGUGAAAAAUCCACUUGAAUUGUGGAUUGAUUUGAAGGGAAGGUAUGACAACCUAAAGGCCACGCUACUGCCUAGAGCUCGUUAUGAGUGGAUGCACUUAUAUAAUUCUGUUGUAUUCAGGAUUGUUUCUCAAUUGAAAUUAUGUGGGGAAACUAUAAAUGAUGAGGACAUGAUGGAAAAAACACUAACUACUUUUCAUGCCUCAAAUAUGAUAUUGCAGCAGCAAUACCAUGAAAAGGGAUUUCAGAAAUAUUCUGAAUUGACCUCAUGCCUUCUAGUGGAUGAGCAACAUAAUGCCCUUUAG
Molecule: messenger RNA, 516 nt
Organism: Capsicum annuum
Lineage: Eukaryota; Viridiplantae; Streptophyta; Magnoliopsida; Solanales; Solanaceae
Exons: 1
Coding region: 1-516 (171 amino acids)
Source: RefSeq, a predicted model, not a curated record